This is a messenger RNA of Lymnaea stagnalis (great pond snail), 13329 nucleotides long. The record is from the annotation of a GenBank genome assembly. NCBI's taxonomy places the organism in Eukaryota, Metazoa, Mollusca, Gastropoda, Lymnaeidae.
AGCAAACUUAAGAUGGCAGCCUCCAGCAAUAAACGUCUUGUUUAUGUCGGUGGGUAAUUAUUAUCUAUUUCUAAUAGAGAUGGUAAUUGAACCGAACCACCGAUUUAACCAUGCUGACGACCAAAUCUCAACGUCACUCAUUGCGAACCGACCCGAACGAAUCUAUAGCAAACUUAUUAAUAUUAAUUAGAACCGACCCUGAUAUUUACAGACGGUAGCCUAUAAAAAUUUUUAUUUUUCAAGAAAUAAUAAAACGCACUAAAAUAAGGGAUUACCAUUAUAUUAUUAUAUAAUAUAAAUUAAUAGGUAAAAGUGGAAUUCAGGUGCGUAUAUUAUUUCUUAACGCAUUUCGUAUUUAAAUUUUUUUUUAUCAUGUAAACUUACGUGUAUUCUUUAAUAAUUAAAUACAGGCAGUUAUAGUCUAUUAUAGUUAACUAAUUCUGAAUUAUAAUUAUAAGUCACAUCUUUUCUUUUUCUUUUAUUUUCUUAUAAAUUCUUUUUAUUUUACUUCUAAAGAGUCUUUAACCAUCCCCAACAAAAGUGACACAGCCCCAUUUGUUUGUAUUUUUCUUUUCACCCUAUGACAGAUUUUAGCCACCUAUAAGUUAGUAUGCUAAACGAAAUUUUCAAACUGUAAAGCAUGUUCACAAAAAAGAAUGAAAUACUAGAUUUUUCAUUAUGCCCAAGCCCCUCCCCCACCACUUUCUUUUUUUCCUCUCAGAGCGCUCGGAAUAUAGGGGGAAUAUAGGAACUCACCAUAACCAGUAUCCCACUGGAUCAGGAUCCCACCCGCAUCAGGAUCUCACUGGGAUCAAGAUCCUAUCGGAAUCUUUCCGGAAACGGGAUCCCAUGGGAUCGGGAUCUCAUUUAGUUUGGGAUACCACCGGAAAUGGGAUCUCACGGGAUCAGUAUCUUACCGGGGUCGGAAUCCCACCAUGACCAAGAUUCUACCAGAUCCCAUCAUGAUCCUUCUGGGUGCCAUCGGAAAACGGGAAAAACGAAAUGUUUACAUACGUUAUUUGUUAUUUAAUUUUAAGUGGUUUUAUAGGAGACAAGUUAAUUAAUUUUUUUUUAUACCUAUAGUGGUGUUGUUUUGUUGUUGAUAUUUCGCGGGUUAAUAGCAAUGUGAAUUAACAGGACGUAGCAGAUGUUUUUUUUUUUCUGAAUGCAGCCCGGGCAAAUCCGGUUUUAUUUGAAAGUAAAGUUAUAAAAUAAAUACAACAUUUAUUUUAACCAAGAUUCAUCCAACUGGGCAACUUUUAUAACAUAUCUGUAAAGACAGAAGAGUUAUCCAUGAUUUACUACAAUGGCUCCAUAAAAGACGAAAGAUUCAAGAAAAUGUACUUUUUUUUUAUCUCGUAAAAUUUGUUAAAUUGUUGUUGUAUUCCAAUAAAAAGAUGUUAUUUUACUUUUAAAAUACUUUUUAUAAACAAUACACAUAAGUUUACAUGAUAAAAUACGAAAUGCGCUAAGAAAUAAUAUACGCACCUGAACUGCACUUUUACCAAUUAAUAAUAUAUAUAAUUAUACUUUUUAAUGUAAUCAAUCAAUUUUAAAAAAAAUCAAAGUUGUUGACUAUUUCAUCCAGUGUCAUUAAUUAGUAGCAUUAAAAAACGUACAAAAUAAGAUGUAGCCACUUCGAUGAGAUCCGGGAAUUGCCGAAAACCGGGUAUCAUGAUUUCGUUUUCAAAAUGGUGACCUCCACUUUUUAAUUUACCGAGAGCCUCGUUGUUUACGAUGUUUUUGUUAAUUAUAGCCCAGCAAGCACAUUCUAUUUCCGCCCACAACUUUGAGUAGACAUGUUGUUUUAUGAUAACACACUUUUGUUCUAAAAAAUAUUUGGGGUCUUAACUUUGAAAAUUGAAGUUAAAAUAAUGCUUAUUUCACUCAUUCAUAUUUUUUUUUUAGAAAGGGUGUCUUUCUUAAAUAAAAAGAUGACGGGAGAUAAUAGAGUAAAUUACAACAUAUAAAAAAUUCAAGCGGUUAGCACCCAGUUCAAUGGUAAAAAAAUGCCUACCAAAUUUUUGUCACGUGUGUUCCAAAAUUACCUAUUAUCAAUAACAAAUUUUAAUAAUAAAAAAAAAAAAGUAAAUAACUUGAUUAACAAUGGAAAUCCAGCUUAUUACUCCAAUAUAACUACUUCAAAAACAAAAACAAAUAAUUUAAUAACACAGAUACCUAUUUUAACAACAUAAAUAUAUAUUUUUAACUUGUUUUGAUGCUUUUAUUGAGGGGUAUUGACUUGGGUAGUGGGUUAAACUGAAUUUAUUAUUAGUCUCAUUAUUAUUAUAAUUAAUAUAUUAAAUAUAAAAAAUUAAUAUAUAUACAGGCCUAGAAAAGUAUAGUAUAGUAUUUUAAGUAUAGGCCUAGCUCCACCCCAACUCAUUAUUUGUGUGACACAUUAUUUGUUAUUUGUAAUGAUAUUUUAAUGAAUAUUAUGAUUCUUAAUGCAUAGAUUAAGCAAAAAUGAAAAAAAAAAAUAGUCACUUACCUUUCAUAUUGAAAUAUCCUAUAUUUAAUCACAUAUCACAAUAUCUUACAGAGAACUAUUACAUAAUCCUUGGUAUUCUCAAAGAAAAAACACACUUUCUGCCACAAUAGUCCAAGAAUUACUUAAGAUAUUAUUAAUAAUAUUAAAGAACAAUCAUAAAAACUGAUACUUACAAGCAAAUGACUAGAACUUUUUUUUUAGUUUGUAUAAACCACCAAAGUUGAUUCUGUCAAUGCAUGUUAAUUUGUGAAACAAGAUUACUAACUUGUAAAAAAUUACAUACAAUUUUUUUGUCAUAUUCAGACAUUCAUAUGAUGUGGAACUUAAAUACAUAUAUAGAAAAUGGUAAAAUAAAAAGUGUAAUCGUAAAUUUUAACUAAAUGAAACAAGUAAUCCCUUUAUUAUUAGUUUAUACUUAUAAAUGUUAAACAAUUCCACAGAAAAUUUGAAAUUUAUAUCUAAAGAAUAUUAUUAUUAUUAUGAUUUUAGGGAAAUUUAAAAAAAAUAUAUUUAAACAAAAUUAAUUAAUUAAUUUCAAAUAAAAGACGAGUCAGCAUAUUUAUACAUGUUUUAAAAGGAAAAAAUCAAGAUUUAAAAAAAAAAAAUUUGCGGAAUAUUAACAAAAACUAACUUAUAUUUUGUGGCUUUAUUUAGAAGUAGUCAUAUUUAACUUUGUUCCCUGUAAAUAUUAUAUUUUUGUCUCAUUUUACAAUAAAGUUAUAGGCAUUAAAAAAAAAAGCAAAUUGAGGGUCACGAAAUGUGGAGGAAAAUCCCAUAGUAAAAAAGUGUCUUUGUGGUCCCUACUAAAAAAUUCAUAACUUUUGAACCACUUGAGCUAGAAAGUUGAUCUUGGUGUUUUUGUAAUCUAUUCUCCAGGCUCUAUACAGCUAUAGUAUUUUUAUAUUUUAAAAAAUGUUUUGAAAUUUUCAUAAAAGUGCCUAAUAAGAUGCCUAAAAAAAAGUGAGGAUAGAUAGAGGAUAGUGAUAGAAACUGUCAGCUUUCUUUAUUAUUUAUUUAAGGGUCCUUCCUUAUUUUAAAAAUCCAAAACCGAUUUUGGUGAAUUUGACAUUUCACACAGCCACCAUCCUGGUUGCCACAACCCGUGAAAGGUCACGGCACUGGUCAUGCAACCAAGAUGAUGGCUGUUUAAAAAACACAUCUUUUAAAAUCCUAAACUUAAACUUUAUCCUUAACCCUAAACCUAUCCCUUAAUCUAAACCUAACCCUCCACUGAAACACGUGUGCUACAGUUGCACACUGUGGUAAGAAAACUAAAUAUGAAGAAAAACAAUACAAAAUAAUUGUAAAAUAAUGAAAACCCAACUUGCAGUUUCAUAGGAAGCACUUUUACCUACUUUAUUUCAUUUUCUACCUAACCAGAUCCAAAGUUGUUACCGAACCAAAACUUAAGUUGUUAUGAACCGAAUCUGAACUUAAGUUGUCAAUGAACAAAACCUAAACUUCUUAAUGGGGGUUUGAUUCCCAUCUUUAGUUUUUAGGUCUAUAACAUUAAAUGUUUAGGUUGUUUAAAUUAUUCAUGUCAUUUCAUAUUUGAUUAUUUUAGCAUCUUAAAUUAAAUCCAAAUGAAAUAGCGUAAAUUAAUCCCAAGAAUUAGGUACCAUUGUGUAACUUCUUCUCAUCGUCAGUGUCAGUCUGUACCAAAAAAAACAUUUUAACAAACUACAGACCUACAUGAUCAAAAUAGUUAAGUGUCAGUCCUUCCGUCUUUUUAUGUCAUGUUUGUUUAUCAUCAAUGUUGACAUUUUCACUAUACAAAGAGACAUCUGAACUUCUAUGGCUAUGUAUGAGUAACUCAUUUCAGUAGUCUAGACUCUUGUGCAGGGCAUCAGGGGUCCAGUUCUUGGGAAAAAAGUCGGGUAAAUCAUGCAAUAUCAACAAACACAACAACAACAAACCCCCCUGCAAUCAAUAUCUGUUUAUUUUUAUAUUUUGAGGACCCACAAUCAAUGUAUUGAAAAUUCUGGCUCCCAUUUUUUUUAGAGGUGGUUCACUAUGUCUGUGUCCAUGGUUUUAAAGAGGAUACGUCACUGGUUGCAAGGACUACUCAGCGAUAGUAUUAGGAACUGGGGGUUGGAAGGCAGGAGGCAAUGACGCAAAUGUGUCAAGUGUUGUAGCCUCAACUGUUCCUUUUGGAAGCUCGUUCCUGUCCCUGAUUGUCCUUGGCAGGAAUGAACUGUUCCUGUACUCUGUUCUUGCUGUUAUGAGCCAGAAUUGUCUGUCAUGGGCUCAUUGCUGUCUAAGGGGGAGAGGGAUGAGUUUCUGUUUAAUGCUGAAGGAAUGGACCAGCUUUUUUUUUCUCCAAUGGUGACCAGCCCAGUGUUUCCAGCAUGCUGCCAAAUGAGGUGUUCCUGUUGUGGCUCAGGACAAAGCUUGCUGCCUGUUACUGGACCGCCAACAUUUCAAUUCUCUUCUGGGUGAAUGGGUCCCAGACUGAAGAUGCAUAAUCUAAAAGUGACUGGACAAAGGCUUUAUAGUCUGUUUCUUUCAUAAGGGAGUUGCAGAUCUUUAGAUUUCACCUUAGGAACCCUAGGGUCUUGUUUGCCUGGUUGCACACAUUGUUAAUGUGCUUGUCUCAGUUGACCUAUUUUGAAUGGUAACACCGGGGUACCUUAUAGAGGAAACUGGCUCAAGCAUAUGGCAGUUCAUAAAGAUGGUGUAGAGGGCUUCUACACCUGGAGGAUGACAGGGUGUAGCACUUCACAGGAUGAAAUUCCAUGUCCCAGCUCAUCUCCCACUCAGCUAACCAAUGAGGUCCUGUUGUAGCUGAUCCUGGUCAGCACUGUUGGUGAUUGUACUAUACACUGCUUUGUCAUGCUUGGGAGUUAUGCUUCUCAGGCAGUUUACUAAGGUAUGCGAGGAACAGACAGAGCCUAGCACCAAGCCCUGGGGGAACCCUGACUUAACACAGGCAAAGGAGAAGCUUGUGCCGUCUACCACUUCUGCCUGGCAUCAGUCGCUGAGGAAACUAGAGAUCCAUGUUAUGGUAGUGCCUUGGAUCCUAUAUCUCUGUAGUUUGUGUAAUAGCAAACUGUGAUUGACAUGAUCAAAGGCCUUUGAAAAGUUCAUCACAAGCAUGUCAGUUUCUUAGCAAAUACAGUACAACAUUUUUUAUAAAGGGUCAAUUUAUACUUGUAUAGUUGAAAAAUUUUGAUAGAGCAACUUCAAAUUUAAAUAAAAUAACUUUUUAAAACUUGUUUGCCAUACUAAUGAAAUAUAAAAUAAGCACCAUAGUGGGUGAUGAUCUUCCCCUCAUUUGUCUGCUACAUAGCUUGCAUACCUCAAGUUCAAGGGACUGUCCUGCAGGAUUACUUCUGGAAACUGGGUCCCUGCUGUGGAAAGAGUACAGAAAUACCAUUCCUAUAUGUUUCUGCAGGACUCUAGCCUUGGUCUUGUGUGUUUGAGAUGUUGUUCUUUAAAAAAAAAAACACCUGGAUGCCCAGAAGUUAAUCAAUAAUCCCAUUAUUCACUUCAAAUUCUUCAGGCUUUAAAUAACAUACAUAUCCCCGGGGCCUUGUAAAAAAAAUUAUAAUAAAUAAAAGUUGGCUCAGAAGGGGAGAUAACAAGUUUAUUAUGUUUAAAUUUGAUCGCAUUGACACUGGUUAAUAAUCUUUAAAUUAUGGCGCUAGCAUAAUAUUGAUGCUCUGACUUUCUUAGUGGUUAUUUUAACUAGUCUAAAGCAGUUAUUUUUUCUUCAAAUUUAUAGGAGACAUGAGUUUUAAGUGAUCUUGUAAUAGAUAAGAAUCAUUUAAUCUUCCCUUACUGUUUUAGUUUGCUGCCUUGACGCAUCUUGAGUGUGCAUAGAGUUAGUAGGAGUAGUCGCUCAGAGAGAGAGUGUCACUUAAAACUGACUUUGAUUUAAGUCUAUAUAUUGUCUACAACUUUUAUUAGUAAACAGUGUAAAAAGUGUAGUAAUUUGAAUGCUACUGUUAUAAGAUUUACCGAUUACCCUGAUUUUUGUGAUUCAUGUGAUUGAGUCAAUAUUCAGUAAACCAUAAACGCAUGGGUUGCAUUUUAUGGAGGCCUACUUGUAUUCUUAAAACUUGGCACCAUGAUUGCUAUUCUGGGAUCAGUUAUAGUAAAUAAAAUAAGAGGCUGAUUAGCAUGUAAAAAGAUAAUGUUUCCAAUAUGAAACAAACUUCUUAAUGUACGGUAUAUAAAGGAACAAGUCGCUGUGUCAUGACACUAUUAAAAUUAGUUACUUUAAAUGUUUGACGUAUACAUGAGGAGCAUGGUAAUAAUUGCAAACAUAUAAUUUGUGCAGUAUUAGUGAAGGAGCAUUGGCGGUUGAGCUAUAUAUGAUCUUUAUUUAAUUAAUAUUGUGAUGUUAAGUUUUUAUUGAAAAAUAUAUAUUUUAAAAAAAAUUGUAUUUGUUUUUUGCAUUUUGUUUUCAGGAGGAUGUGCAGAGGAGGUGGAUGAAAAGAUAUUACAUUCUGCUUUCAUUCCUUUUGGAGAAAUUAUUGACAUUCAAAUGCCAUUAGAUUAUGAAACAGGUGAAUAAUUUAUAUUAAAUUCUAUAUCAAAAAGCUAUUUUUCCUAUUCAUUUAAGUUACUGUUGUGGAAAAUAUGUAGACAAUUCAGUAUAAAGCAGAGACUAAGAUGUUAGUGUCCCUUUUUUUAAAAAAAUAUAAUAUAUAUUUUUUAAACAAGGGAAGCAUAAAUAUACAAAUGCUAAAAUGAACAUAGCUUUGUUAGUUUUUCUGUGGCGAGUUAGGACAGAGGCAGAGGGAAAAUAGCAUUAAGGAGUUGGAUAUAAAGGAAAUAAAAGGAUGCUUCAAUUUAGGAGAAAAAUAAGAUGAGCAUAAAAAUAGAAUAUUAAUGUAAUGUAACCUUAAUAAAACUAUGGCUUUAAAAAACCACCUUUUGCAUAGCUGUAUUUAAAGCAUCAUUUUCCUAUCUUCUUGUAAUGUAGAUAAUAUUCACUUUCUAACAAUCCAGCUUUAACAACAUAAAUAUUUUUGCGAGAAAAUAAGAAUGCCAUUAGCUGACACAAUUUUUUGAAUUUCUGUACUAAAUCAUUCUGAUUUUGUCCCCUUAUAUAGGCUGUAUGCUUUCUUAGUAGAUAGAUUUAGAGAGACAUAUAAGAGAUGUUGUAUAAUUGUGUGUGUGUGUUAAUUAAUGUUUGUAUUUUGAGGAGUAUAAAUUUUUCACAUGCUAUCAGUUGAUACAGUUUUUUUGCUUCUGGACUCAAAUUUUCAUUUGUGUAGAAAUUUAUCGGUACAAUUAAUUAAAUAUUGUUAGUGUCACUAGGUUUGGUAUUGUUUUCUUUUGACAUGAUGUUUUUCUUAGUUCUUUAUUACGGAGUGUUUAUUGUAUGAGCCAACUCUUAAAAAAGAUUAAAUCCUUAAAACCAUAAUACACUUUGACAUAGAAAACAAAGGCAGUCUCAUUUUUCAAAGACUUGAAAAAUAUUGCAUUCAAUUUUUUUGUUAAAUUCUUGUACUACAAAAUGAAAUGAUUUUACAGUAAAAAAUGUUAUUUGUGUAUUUUAUUAUUUUUCAACAGAAAAGCACAGAGGGUUUGGUUUUGUUGAAUUCGAAAUAGCAGAGGUAACUCAGUUCAUCUCAGAGCUACUUAGUUUGUAUCAUAGUUAUUUUGUUUAUCUUAGAGUAGUGUUUCUUGACCUUUUCUAUGCCUAGUACCCCCUGCAAAUUGUUUUAUAAAGUCUCGCACCCCCUAAAAAAGUAUCAAUGCAUUUUAUGAAUUGAAAACAAAACAAUUUUACUGUUAAAGUACAAAGAGAACUGAAGAACUUUGAAAAUAAACUUGUACUUAUUAUGUGAAUUUGUAGAGUUUAUGAUAGAGGUAAUUUAGUUUAUCUUAAAAGGUCCUUUUAGAUCAUUCAAAGUUCUUCCUCUUUAAACAAAUAUUAUCAGAAAUUUAAAAAAAAAAGUAUUUUUCUCAAUUUAAUAGAUCAUGUACAUUUAAAUGACAUUUGCUUUGCAGUUUAUUACUUUCAUUAGAUUUUUUAAUUUGUUUUCAGUGUUCAGUACUUUUCAAUACAAAAAAAAACCAAAAAAGAAACAGCAGCAAAUGGUUAGAAAUGAAAAGAUAAUGGCUGUUUUAAAUAACUCAUUACCGAGUUUCUUUGAUAUCACAUAAAAAUGAUUACAAGGAAAUGGAUUUAAUGAAAGAUAUAAUGUCAAAUUUUAAUUUAUUGUUCAAAGAUUGUAAAUAUCUUGAUUGCUCUUCUUAGGACGCAGCGCAUGCCAUCGACAAUAUGAAUGAGUCUGAACUCUUUGGACGCACAAUCCGUGUAAAUUUGGCUAAACCAAUGAAACUUAAAGAAGGAGCAUCGAAAGCAGGUACCAACUUUAAGCAACUUAGCUUUUAUUGAUAGAGUGCUGGUCCAGUUGGCUGCUCUUGAUGUUUUUUAAUUUUCAUACAACUUAUAUCUCAGUAUUAUUUUGCAGCUGAAUGGAACUACCUCUCCCUAAUUUUUUAUAAUUAUUUCAAAAUCUUUGAUGAGGCAAGCUAUACUUUUGAAUGUGAUUCUUUAAACAGAAGGUCAAAGGCCAAAUCUUAAGUUUCUAGUUAAAUUAAGAGCACAGCUGUGGUUCUAAUAAUACAUUUGUUGGAGCAUAUUAGUUGUUGAUAACAUUUAUAAAUAAAAAAAUGGUAAAUAUGAAAGAAAGAAAAUAUUAUAUUCCUUUUUUUUUAUUGUACAGUAUGGGCUGAUGAUGCCUGGUUACAGGAACAUGCAGGUGCCACUUUAAAAGACAAGGAAACAGAAGAGGCGCAGCCUGAAGAUCCAGAGGCUGAGAAGGGAGAGAAGAGAACCAAUGAAGACACUCAGGUAAAAUCUCGACCAAUUCUAAUGAACAUUUAGUGCUUUUCAUUUUUUAAAAAAAAUUCUUCUUUUAGUGGUUGGGGUUUGAAAUCAAGCUUGUAGCAAGGACAUGUUGGUCUGACUGAUUUAUGAAGCUUGAAUAAAAUGGUUUUGUUUUGUCCUAAUUCCAAGUCAUCAUACCAUUUGUUUCAAAUACACAGGUUAAAGAAAAAGCAAGCCCGGCACUAAUUUUGUUGUUUCUCUUGAUAAUGAAAUAAAUUAACGCAUAGGUAAAUGUAACCAUAAAAUCAUAAUUUGAAAAAAGUCAUGCAUGUGUAUAAUUAUUAUUGGUGACUGGAAAGUUUGUUUUUUUCUACACUUCAGAAUUUUAGGGAUCAUGGAUGUGGACCUCAGUUUUGUUGUAUUAUUAAUUAAAAUGAUAAACCACCCAAAAUGUUUGUUUCAAACCUUCGUACAAAUUCUUUUAAAUACAGGAAACGUCAACACCAUCUAAAAAACAAAAGCCAGGAGGAUGUUCUCAGGUUUUCAUGGAUAUCAAAAUUGGCAGCCGGGAGGUCGGACGUAUAGUUAUUGAGCUGAGAGCUGAUGUAGUGCCAUUAACAGCUGGUUAGCUUACUUCAAAAAUAUUUUAACUUUUGCAUAGAUGAUGUUCUUAUCUGGGGUAAAAAAAAAAUUGUUGAAGUCCACUUCAAUAGGUCUUUGUGUGCUCAAAUCCCAAGAUAAACUUUUUCUUUUUCAAAGUGGAAUAGCUGGAAGUGUGGUUUGAAAAAACACAAUUUAAAAGUAAAAUAUACCUUCCGUGCACACCAUUGUUAUUUUUAAUAAGAGAAUUAUGAGUAGUUCCAUUAUUUUUAAUUUUAAAUGAAUCAAUUUGUGAUGUUAGCAAAACAACAAAAAAUAAAUAAAUAAAAUGGGGUUCUUAACAUUUAAAAAUAGAUCUAUCUGAAAGCAUUUCCCAAACUUGUUUUUUGUGACCCGGUUAUUUUUAGGUUUCUUCUUUGUGAUCCACUAACAUUUUUAUCGCCUGUACUGGCCUUUAGGUAACAUAACAGAUAUGAAUUUCCACACAGUUUUCAUAUAGUAUAAUAAAGCAUUUACUCAUACAAAAAUUUAAAGAAAUCACACUUAACUAUAAUUCAUCAACGUAGCCUUGAUUUUUAUCCUUUUUUUUUCUUUCUUGUACCCUGGAUUUGUGUUUUCUGAAACUUAAAUUAUUUGCUCUUUGGAUUGGAACAUCAAUAUUAAGCAUGUUUAAGAUAUAUUUUGCUGGUGAUAAUUGAUUUAUGAACAGUUGUUUUUUUUCUCUAGAACUUAACUGGAAAUGGCAAUGAGCAAACUAUGUAACCUACAAUAUUUGAUUAUUUUUUUUUUUGUAUAUGAAAUAAGCCAUAUUAACACUUUUUAAUAUCUCAAAUAAAUUAUUUUUUCAGAGAACUUCCGUUGUUUGUGCACUCAUGAAAAAGGCUACGGGUACAAAGGUUCUUCAUUUCACAGAAUUAUACCACAAUUUGUAUCCUUGCAAUUAAAAUGUCAUUCUUGAUAUUCUACUCUUAAAAAAAUAUUUUAUUUGAUAAGAUAAGGUUCAUUUACUGAUCAAAAUAAUGAAAACGUUGUUUUCAUUAUUUUCAACUAAUCUUAUCAGCAUAAGUAUAAAAAAUAGUUUUUGUUGUUUUCAAAAUGAGUUUGUAGCAAUGUAUUAGUAUUAGGUGAACCAUUGUGUUGUCAGAUUCUCCAAGGUCCACAAUAAACUGUGAGAUGUGUAGGCUUUUUUGUCUUAUAUUUCCAUUGCUCGGUGUACAUCGGCAUUGAAUUAUCUUGUGAAAAAUUAAAAAAGACCCCUUUAUUUUAUUUAAAAAUUGUUUAUAUUUAUUUUCUUAGCAGUUUUCAGAAAUUUUUUUAGUUACCAUUUACAUUUAAUUAAUAUCAAUACCAAUUAUUAACGAAAUAUGGUUUCUAAAAUUGUCAUUACAAUUUUAAAAAAGACUCUAACCAACUUGACCUGAGAGCAUACUUUGGCCUGUCUCAGGUCUGCUCUUUAAUCUAAUGUUUAUCCUUAAUUUUACUGAGAUGUGCCAAGGAGGUGAUUUCACCAAUCAUAAUGGCACAGGUGGCAAGAGCAUAUAUGGGCGCAAGUUCGAUGAUGAAAACUUCACACUGAAACACACAGGACCCGGUAGGCAUCCUGCUGCUGUCAUUUUAGGAUAAUGUUAAAUCUUUUACAAAUAAUUUCAAAUUGGAAAGAUUCCCUUUAUAAUAACUUUAACAAUUUUAUUACAGAGUAAAACAAUCUUUUUUAAAAAUUAAAAUCAUGAUUUCCUUAGGCCUGCUGAAAUUUAAAACUUAGCAAUAAUAAUUUUUUAAGUAUUGUAUUUAUAAAAAAAAAUGUUGACUUUAAAAAUGUGACAUUGUAUUUCCUGGCUUUGUUUAGGCACACUGUCAAUGGCCAACUCGGGACCAAACACUAACGGAUCUCAGUUCUUUUUGACUACAGAAAGAACAGAAUGGCAAGUUUGCUCCCCUAGAUUACAUUAUUUUUUUUUAGGGAAUAAAUUAAGUUAUUGUAUUACUAUUACUUGAACAAAUUAUUUGAACAAUGCUACUUUAAGGAUUCGACCAAAAAAUUAGGAAUGCAUUGGAACAUUUAAUUAUUUUUAAUCUUGCGUAAUAAGCAUUAACAAUGAGCCACACACAUACACACAUGCAGGCCUUCUCCGACUCAUUGCAAAUUUGCUGAUUAGUUGACACUGCACUUUUCAUUUCUGAUAGAUUUUUGUCCUACAGAUACACUUAAAAAGUUUUAAAUCAUCACAAGAUUGCUGUUGAUGAGUUUUAAGUUUAUAGCUUAAACAUAGUUAAGGCCAAGUGGUCAGGCACAAUACAUAGUUUUAGCCUGCAUAAUAAUAUUUAAAAAAAAUACAUGACUUAGUGCUUCUCUGAAUUUUAUAUUGAUUAAUUUUGUUGUAAUACUAAGACUAAGCCAAAGACAUUUAAGUAUUCCUUUCUAUGAUCUUCAAAGACAUUGAAGUAUUCCUUCCAAUGAUUUCCAAACAGGUUAGAUGGAAAACAUGUUGUUUUUGGCAAAGUUAUUGAAGGCUUGGAUAUUGUCAAGAAGAUGGAGGUAAUGUACUGCAAGAAUAUGUACUAAUAAUACUAAUAUCUAAGCGUAAAUGUAAAUUUAUUAUUGGGGUAAAAUUGAGCUCUGCUUUGAGAAUGGAUCAUUGUAAGUAUAGUUUACACCAGAGGAUUAAAGGCAGUGCCAUACAAAGCACUUGAAGCCUGCUACUCCAUCAAAUGCUGCUUUUAUCAAAGUGCAGUGCAACGAUGCAGACUAAUAAUGAUCAAUUUUAAAUGAACUGGACCUUGACCAUAUCUUUAAAAUGAUUUUAAAAGUCCAAGAAUUAUAAUUUGCAUGCAAGAGAGAAUGGUGGAGAUGGCGUUGUUGUAUUGUCAGUGGAAGAGUAAGUUUAGUAGUACAAUUGACUGUUUUGCCAUCCAUUAUUAUAAAAAUAUAAGGUUGUUUAUUUUCAGGCUGUGGGCAGCAAGAGUGGUAAACCGUCACAGAAAGUCAUCAUUUCCAACUGUGGUGAACUAGUGUGACGGUUGUGGGGUGCAAGAGUGGUAAACUAUCUCAGAAAGUCGUCAUUUCCAAUAGCUGUGAAUGAGUGUGACAGUUGAGUGCUGGAUGGCAUCCGGCAUAAGCUUGUGCCUGAUUGAAGUGGAUGUUUGUGGAACAAAAGUCUUGGAUUUCAUGAAGUCUGAAUUGUUUAAGUUUUUUGUCACAAUAUACAAAUAAAUGUAAAUACUUUUUUUUUUGUUAAAUCUAUUCCCUUGAGUUACAGUUUUAUUUUCAUGAUGGAGUUAAAUAAAUAUAGGGGAAACGAGUGUUACGGUAAUCAAAUAAAUUUUAAACUAUUUAAAAAAUUGAGUUCUUUCAAACCACACUUCCAGCUAUUCCACUUUGAAAGUUCAAAACUGCAUCCUGUGAUUUCAAAACCAACUUCUAUAAUAUACAACUAUGUAUAUCUAGAAG